Cariama cristata (Red-legged seriema) is the source of this 3165-nucleotide messenger RNA. RefSeq names its product ubiquitin specific peptidase 28 (gene USP28). NCBI's taxonomy places the organism in Eukaryota, Metazoa, Chordata, Aves, Cariamiformes, Cariamidae. The record is from RefSeq and is a predicted model, not a curated record. Gene Ontology annotation, biological process: DNA damage checkpoint signaling; protein deubiquitination; regulation of protein stability. Bases 1 to 3165 code for a protein of 1054 amino acids. Gene Ontology annotation, cellular component: cytosol; nucleus. Gene Ontology annotation, molecular function: protein binding; cysteine-type deubiquitinase activity; cysteine-type endopeptidase activity. The transcript is spliced from 24 exons.
AUGCUUUUAAACCAGCUGAAAGAGAUCACAGGAAUUCAAGAUUCGGCUUUCCUUCACGCGGCUCUAAAGGCUGCUAAUGGAGACCUAAUGGAAGCGGUCACCUUCCUGACAGAGGAGCACGCUCAGGAGCCAGCUCAGGACGCGGCUGCCGCAGAGCCCUCCGCUUGGGAAGGAAGCGCUGUGGGCAAACAGCUUCCACAAAAUGUUGCUUCUGCGCUUACCCCUAACAACAAAGACGACCUCCGCGCAGUCGACGCCUUCGGACCACUGGAAUCACCAAAAGCUCGGGCUGCAGAAGGAGAUGCCACUGAAAGACCACAGGAAGCGCAUUCCGCUGAAAACAAAAAUCGCCCCAAAAGGAAACGCUGUGAAGUCUGGGGAGAGAACCCCACGCAGAAUGACUGGAGAAGAGUGGACGACUGGCCCGUUGGGAUGAAAAAUAUUGGAAAUACGUGUUGGUUUAGCGCUGUCAUACAGUCUCUGUUUCAGUUGCCAGAAUUUCGGAGGCUGGUCCUUGGGUACUCCCUCCCACAAAACGUGCUUGAGAGUUGUCGUAGUCGCGCUGGAAAAAGAAACAUUGCAUUCAUGCAAGAACUUCAGUGUCUGUUUGCUUUAAUGCUGGGGACACGUCGUAAGUUUGUAGACCCUUCUGCAGCACUGGAACUCUUGAGGGAUGCGUUUAGAUCCGCUGAAGAACAGCAGCAAGACGUGAGUGAAUUCACACACAAACUACUAGACUGGCUGGAGGAUGCAUUCCAGCUUGCUGUGGAUGUCAGGAGCCCUGGGGACAAAUCUGAAAACCCAAUGGUACAGCUUUUCUACGGGACUUUCCUGACUGAGGGUGUCCAUGAAGGCAAUACUUUUUCCAAGAUCGAAACCUUUGGUCAGUAUCCCCUUCAGGUAAAUGGUUAUCGAAACUUGAAUGAGUGCUUGGAAGGAGCCAUGGUGGAGGGAGAGAUGGAUGAGACGAGAGCAUCUCAGUCAGUGAAGUAUGGACAGGAGCGCUGGUUUACAAAACUCCCACCAGUACUGACCUUUGAACUCUCCCGAUUUGAGUUCAAUCAGUCACUAGGACAGCCAGAGAAAAUUCACACCAAGCUAGAAUUUCCCCAGACUAUUUAUAUGGACAGGUACCUCUACAGCAGUAAAGAGCUUAUUCAGAUGAAGAGAGAAGAAAUGAAGAGAUUGAAGGAGAAAAUGGUGAUUCUGCAGGAGAAACUGGAAAGGUACAUGAAAUACGGCUCUGGCCCGGCCCGCUUUCCGCUGCCUGACAUGCUACAGUAUGUUCUCGAGUUCAUCGCGACAAAGCCAGCUGGAGUUGUUUCUCCUACUCAGGGCUCUCGGACAACGGUCCUGCAACUUAUCCACUGUUCUUGUAUUUUGCCUCACAGCUUAGUAGAAAGGGACGACGCUCAGACUGAAGAUGGAGCUUUCUCUUUGGCAAAUUCUUUGCCGCAGCCAAACUCGAGGAUGCCGCUCCAGCCUUCUGGUUCGCCGGCAGAAAUGUCGGAACGUCUGGCUCCCCGCAUGGUUUCCGAGGAAGAGCUGAACCUUGUUCGGACGUGUCUGCAGCGAUGGAAAAACGAGAUCGAACAAGACGUGCAAGAUCUGAAGGAGUCUAUUGCCAGAAUCAACCUGUCCAUUGAACAAAUGUAUUGUGACCCCCUCCUCCAACAGGUUCCCUAUCGUUUGCACGCAGUCCUGGUACAUGAAGGGCAAGCAAACGCUGGUCACUACUGGGCCUUCGUAUACGACAAGCCUCGAAAAAGCUGGCUCAAAUACAAUGACAUCUCGGUGACAGAAUCGUCGUGGGAAGAACUGGAGAGAGAUUCAUUCGGAGGCUUGAAGAACGCCAGUGCCUACUGCCUCAUGUACAUAAGCGAUCAGGUGCCCCUCUUUGUUGCAGAGGUUGGGCAGUUUCAGAAGGAAGUCGAAGCCUUACCCCCAGAGCUGAGACACUACAUCCAGGAGGACAACUGGCGACUCGAGCAGGAGGCAGAGGAGUGGGAGGAAGAGCAAUCUUGCAAGAUUCCUCAGAUGGAGCCUUCGCCUGCUUCUGAAUCGCAGGACCUCUCUUCUGAAUCAGGACCAGAUCAGUCUUCAGUCUGUGAGCGGAGCGUGCGCUCCCUGUCCUCCGAACACGCCAUGAUUGCCAAGGACCAGACUGCCAAGGCCAUUGCCAACACCGCCGACGCCUAUGAAAAGAAUGGCGUGGAAGCAGCUCUCUGCGAGGUGAUGCUGAGUCCGGCCAUGCAAGGUGUCAUCCUGGCUAUUGCAAAAGCCCGCCAGACCUUUGAUCGAGAUGGGUCUGAAGCGGGUCUUGUUAAGGCGUUCCACGAGGAGUACUCCCGGCUCUACCUGCUUGCCAAAGAGACCCCGACCCCUCAGAACGACACCCGCUUGCAACACGUGCUCAUUUACUUCCUGCAGAACAAUGCUCCGCAGCAGGUGGUGGAACGGACCCUUCUCGAGCAGUUUGCAGACAAAAACCUCAGCUACGAUGAAAGGUCAAUUAGCAUUAUGAAGGUAGCACGAGCAAAGCUGAGAGAAAUCGGUCCCGACGAUGUCGAUAUGGAGGAGUACAAGAGAUGGCACGAAGACUACAGCCUUUUUCGCAAGGUGUCAGUUUACCUGCUGACGGGGUUGGAGCUGUACCAGAAUAGCAAGUACCAGGAGUCGCUCACCUACCUGGUCUACGCCUACCAAAGCAACACCAAGCUGCUGAGGAAAGGAACCAACAGAGGAGUGAACGAAUCGCUGAUCGCCUUGUACAGAAGGAAGUGUCUCCUGAAGCUGAACGAGGUGGCAGCAUCCCUCUUCGUAAGUUGUGAAGAAGCUCGCGUGGCAGAGGGCAUUAGCAUCCUGAACGAGCUGAUCAUCCCCUGCAUGCACCUCAUGAACAACUUCGAGAUCUCCAAAGAGGACCUGGAUGCCAUCGAGGUCAUGAGAAGCCGCUGGUGCUCCUAUUUGGGGCGCGAAGACAUGGACGCAAAACUGCAGAUGAAGCUCGGCGAGUUACUCCCCCGGCUCCUCGACUGCUCCACCGAGGUCAUUGUUCUGAAGGAGCCCCCGAAGAUCCGGCCCAACUCCCCCUACGACCUCUGCAGCCGGGUUGCAGCCGUGAUGGAGUCCAUUCACAGGGCCUCGACCGUGACGGUGAAAUAG